AUGGAAGAGAAGGAUUUGAUCAUGAUGUUGAGGGAACACUUACCGGACAAGUGUUACAUGAUUGUGUUUGAUGACGUGUGGAAAAUUGAAUUUUGGAGAGAUGUAGAGCAUGCGUUACUUGAUAACCAAAAAAAUAGUAGAGUAAUGCUAACGACACGGAAUAACGCAAUUGCUGAAUUCGUACCAUUGUCAAUAGUUCAUGUUCACAUGCUUGAACCCUUGUCUUUAGAGGAGGGAUGGGAACUUUUUUGUAGAAAGGCAUUAGGCUCUGACGGCUGUUGUCCUCCAAACUUGACGGAAUUAUUGAAACGGAUCGUUGGAAAAUGUGGAGGUCUUCCUCUAGCAAUAUCUGCGAUGGGUGGGCUUCUCUCAAGAAAAAACAAGAUUGUUUCUGAAUGGGAAAAUUUACUAGAUAGUUUGGGCUCAAAAUUAAGCACUAAUUCCCGUCUUAGUGAUUGCAAGAGAGUUUUGUCUAAAGGUUAUUAUAAUCUCCCUCACCAUCUCAAGCAAUGUCUCUUAUACUUUGGUGUGUUUCCAGAAGGCUACGAAAUUAAAUUUGGUAGACUAAUUUGCCUUUGGAUAGCUGAAGGCUUUGUCCAAUGCAACAACCACCUUCCAUCUGAGCAUGAUGCUGAAGAAUACUUGAAAGAACUUAUUGAUAGAUGCUUAGUUCAAGUUUCAAAAAGAAAAGCUUAUAGACGAGCUAAAAGUUGUAGAGUUCAUAAUUUGAUGUAUGAGAUCAUUCCCAGAAAGAUGGGGGCAUGUGAUUUUGGUCUUUUCUUUGAUGAAGAAAACUUCAGCCACUUCAGUAAAACUCAGCGUAUUUCAACACACAACUGCACUAAUGGUGUUUUAGAAAGCAUAAAAAAUUCAAAGAUCCGAUCCAAUUGUCUUUUCAAUGUAGACAAAUUGCCUGAGUCUUUCAUGACUACAUUUGUUGUUGAUUUCAAGCUUUUAAAGAUACUUGAUUUUGAAAAUGCCCCUUUGGAUUGUCUUCCUGAUGGAGUGGGAAAGCUCUUCCAUUUGCACUACUUAAGUUUGAAAAAUACAAAAGUUAAAGAACUUCCCAAGUCCAUGGGCAUGCUUCUCAACUUAGAGACUCUUGAUUUGAAGUGGACUUUUGUAAUUGAGCUUCUAAUUGAGAUCAAGAAUUUGAAAAAAUUGCGCUGUCUAAUUGCAAAACGGUGUGACAACAAAGGUUCUUACGGAGCAAUUAUACAGGAAGGUUUUGGGGCUUUAACAGAGUCGCAGCAGCUACGGUAUGUGCAGGCAAACACUAAAGUACUUGAAGAGCUUACGAAACUGAGGCAGACGAGAAAGUUGGGCAUUGGGGUUAAAAAAAGAGAUGUGAAGGAUUUGUUUGCUAUUAUCCAAAAUAUGGAAAACCUUGAAGGUUUGACUGUAUCAGUGUUUACAAAGGGAGAAGAGCCUUUUGAUAUACAAUCCUUGGCUUCUCCUCCUUUAUGUCUUCAGCGAUUUGGUUUUGGAGGGAUGUUCAUUGAAAUUCUACCAGUUUGGAUUUCUAAACUUCAAAACCUAACUGGAUUAGAUUUGUAUUUGAAAGGAUCAACCAAUGAUUCAAUGACAAUCCUUCAAACUUUGCCUAACUUAUUGAAGCUUUUUCUCACUGUGGAGAACUGUGAUGAACAAUUGCAUUUCAAAGAAGGUUGGUUUCCAAAGCUCCAAUACUUGUAUCUCUACGACUUCGAAGGAUUGAAAUGCGUGAUGAUAGAGAAAGGUGCAAUGCCUAGUUUGACAGUGCUGUAUAUUGGACCAUGCCCAUUGUUGAAGGAGAUUCCAAUAGAAAUUGAGCAUCUCAAUAACCUAAAGAAAGUUGUAUUUCGUAUGAUGUUGAAGGAGGUUUAUUGCAUGAUAACAAAUGAGAACUGGGAGAAUGUCACCAAACACAUUCCACAAGUACAUAUCAGCUAUAAAGAGACAAAUAGAGAGUAA
Messenger RNA from Pistacia vera, 1953 nucleotides. RefSeq names its product disease resistance protein RPM1-like. The transcript has a single exon. Gene Ontology annotation, molecular function: ADP binding. The coding region runs from base 1 to 1953 and encodes 650 amino acids. NCBI's taxonomy places the organism in Eukaryota, Viridiplantae, Streptophyta, Magnoliopsida, Sapindales, Anacardiaceae. Gene Ontology annotation, biological process: defense response to other organism. The record is from RefSeq and is a predicted model, not a curated record.